CUCUUCUUCUUCACAGGGAGGCUUUUAGCAGACGAGUCAAGUCCAGAGGUCACGUCGACGUGCGCCGCGGAUAUGGGUCUAAAAGUGUCACUAUCGCUUCUUCUAUUAUUCUUAUGCUCUCAAGCUUCAGGUUUACGAGGUCAAGGUCGGGGGUAUGCAGGGUUUGAGGACCCUGUGGAUUCAGGUCGAGUUAUUGUGGAUGAAGCGGCCUCACAGACUCUGAAGAGUAACCUGACCACCGUCUUCUUCCCGGUCAUCUAUGUCAUCGUGUUCGUGGUUGGACUUCCGACCAACGGCAUGGCCAUCUGGGUCUUUCUCUUCAGGACCAAGAAGAAGCACCCAUCCUCCAUCUACAUGGCCAACCUGGCUCUGGCCGACCUGCUUUUUGUCAUCUGGCUGCCUCUAAAAAUUGCCUACCAUUUGGACGGCAACAACUGGACCUAUGGCGAGCCCCUGUGCAAGGUGCUGGUGGGCUUCUUCUACGGGAACAUGUACUGCUCGGUGCUGUUCAUCGCCUGCCUCAGCGUCCAGAGGUACUGGGUGGUGGCUCACCCCCUGUCCCAGCAGAGAAAGAACAACAAAGUUGCCAUCGGCGUCUGCGUGGCCAUCUGGGCGUUCAUCUGGCUCACCACCACCCCUCUGUACCUGUACGACCACACGGCCAAGCUGAAGGACCCCAACGUCACCACGUGCCACGACGUGAGCGUCAUCCACGACCCGCUCAACCCGUUUCCCUCCGUCCAGCAUCCGUUCUACUACUUCAUCUUCAUGGCCACGGUGGUCUUCCUCGUCCCCUGCGUAGUCAUCGUCGUCUCCUACGUGCUGCUCCUCAGAGCUCUGGGGAACUGCAUGGUGGACAGCACGGCGGCGAAGAAACGGCAGAAAGCCGUGGUGUUGAUCGUGCUCGUCCUGGUGACCUUCCUGGUGUGCUUCGUCCCCAGCAACAUCAUGCUGGUGGUGCACUACUCCCUGCUGAAGGACGGCAUCGCCAACAACGGGUACAGCUUCUACACCUCCACGCUGUGCCUGGCCAGCCUCAACAGCUGCCUGGACCCCUUCAUCUACUACUAUGUGUCGGACGAGUUCAGGCAGCACGUGAAGAACACGCUGCUCUGCCGCAGCAGCCGGACGGUGGAGAGGAUGAGGGUGUCCUUCAGCUCCAUGAAAUACUCGAGGAAGAGCAAGUCGUACGUGUCGGAGAGCGGGAACACGCAGAGCAGCUCCUGCUGAGGAGGAGAUAGCCACACGCCGUGCCGAGGCUUGCUCUCAGAUGCGCUGAUACCAGCGCUGUGGAGACUUUUUGAUAGACGGGUAACCAGAGACUGCCAAAGAUGAACUUCAAAUGUGAAAUAUGACGAGCAGGAAGGAGAGCGUUCGUGCUGUGCAGGUACCUCAGCUUGGUGCUAAAAUAAACAUAUGUGGAGGAAGGACCGGUAAAGACUGACAAUAAGCAGCUCGGACUUCUCAUAUUCUCUGAUAAAUGUACUUUUUUUCAUAUAUAUGUAUAUAUCUCCCAAGAUUUUGACUGACUCAAUCACAUCAUUGAAGCUCAUUUAAAGGGAAAACUAUCUGUGAAAACAUAACACCUGCAUUAACUUGGUGUUUAUAGAGAAAUGGGUCAAGAGUUCAUGUAUAUUUAUAAUGUUUGUUUCUGUUUUUUUAAACCUUUUUUUAGUGCUUAUCUGCUUGUGCAACUUUUAUUGUUCCCAUCUGAAACUCUUUGAGAAUGAGCCUUUUUUUUUAAUUAUUUUUAAAAGAAGGCAGUGAGCAGAGAUUUGUAUUGUCACAUAGUUUCCUAAAUAAAUGACAAAAACCAAAGAAC
This is a messenger RNA of Salarias fasciatus (jewelled blenny), 1822 nucleotides long. Its product is annotated as proteinase-activated receptor 2-like. Gene Ontology annotation, cellular component: plasma membrane. Gene Ontology annotation, molecular function: thrombin-activated receptor activity. The transcript has 2 exons. Gene Ontology annotation, biological process: positive regulation of Rho protein signal transduction; blood coagulation; phospholipase C-activating G protein-coupled receptor signaling pathway. The coding region runs from base 73 to 1230 and encodes 385 amino acids. The record is from RefSeq and is a predicted model, not a curated record. Lineage: Eukaryota; Metazoa; Chordata; Actinopteri; Blenniiformes; Blenniidae.